AUGUUUGAUCUAUAUCGGUUAGCCAUUAUGGUGCGAAUGCCUAGGAUGAUCGGUGUGCGAUUAACGUCACGCACUUUCUUCUCGGACGAAGUUGUUGGUCUCAAGCCGCUUCCUAAGGAGCCAUCAGAUUCUGGUAAAAAAAAGAAAAGCAUGUCGAAUCCUUUUGUCAAGAAGAAUCGCGAGAAAAAGGAAACUCCGGAAAAGCCGGUUAUCUCAGAACCAAGUAAUUUCGAGCACACUGUCCACGUUGGAUAUGACCCUGCUACGGGCGAGUUUACGGGUAUGCCUUCGGCAUGGGCGCGAUUGCUGAUGGAGUCGCAAAUCUCAAAACAGGAACAGCAGCAAAAUCCACAGGCUGUGCUUGACGCUCUUAAAUACUACACGCAAGGCGAGAAUGGCACACAACAGAAGUGGCUGCAAUAUGAUAUAAAUGAUUGUUCACCUCGGCCAUCGACUGGUGCGUCAAUUGGGCUAAAGACUACAAGCUAUAGCUCGUCCUCAUUACCUCAUAAUUACUCUAAUCCUUUUCAAACAACCAACGCUCAGCCGGUAUUUUAUGGUGGAAGUACGGAUUCACGAUCUCCUAAGCAAUCAGUAGCGCUGAGCAAGUCACCUUACAGUCAAUCAAAGCCACCAGCUCCACAUGGAUAUGGAGGUUUGAAUGAAAAUCGCACAAGCAUGCCUCCGAAUUAUGCUCCUCCACCGGUGCCUGAGGAUGAGGAUCCUGCAGAAUGCGCAACUCCCCCACCAAUUCCGGAUCGUCCUGCGCGUACUCUCAGUAUUUACACAAAACCAAAAGAAGAGGAAGAACGUGUGCCAGAUUUGUCUCAAGGACAAUUUGGUGUACAGUCUAGAGGUAUCGCUAAGGGGAAGAGGAAGAUGACCGAUGCUGAAGUACUAACAAAAUUGCGCUCCAUUGUGACGAUAGGGAAUCCCGACAAAAAAUACAAAAAGAUCGAUAAAAUUGGAUCAGGAGCAUCUGGUUCCGUAUACACUGCAAUGGAAAUGAGUACUGGAGCUGAAGUUGCCAUAAAACAGAUGAAUCUCAAGGACCAACCGAAGAAAGAGCUGAUUAUCAAUGAAAUUCUGGUCAUGCGUGAAAAUAAACAUGCAAACAUUGUUAACUACUUAGAUUCAUAUCUGGUAGGAGAAGAACUGUGGGUAGUUAUGGAAUAUCUAGCUGGCGGUUCUUUGACUGAUGUUGUCACUGAAUGCCAAAUGGAAGAAGGCAUGAUUGCAGCAGUAUGUAGAGAGGUUCUUCAAGCUUUGGAGUUCUUACACAGUCGCCACGUCAUUCACAGAGAUAUAAAAUCUGACAAUAUCUUACUUGGAAUGGAUGGCUCUGUCAAAUUAACUGACUUUGGAUUUUGUGCGCAGAUUUCACCGGAGCAAAACAAAAGGACCACAAUGGUUGGGACUCCUUACUGGAUGUCUCCAGAAGUUGUUACAAGGAAACAGUAUGGACCAAAAGUUGAUGUUUGGUCACUUGGUAUUAUGGCAAUCGAAAUGGUUGAGGGAGAGCCUCCGUAUUUGAAUGAGAAUCCCUUGAGAGCGAUUUAUCUCAUUGCGACAAAUGGAAAGCCUGACUUCCCCGGAAGGGAGCAGUUGUCUGCAUCAUUCAAGGAUUUCAUAGACUGCGCCCUAGAAGUUGUUGUGGAUAACCGUUGGUCAGCCAGUCAGCUGCUCACGCAUCCAUUUCUUCGAUGUGCAAAGCCGUUAGCGUCACUGUACUACCUCAUCGUUGCUGCUAAGAAGAGCAUAGCUGCGAGUUCAUAGCGGUAUCAGGGCUGCUUACUCUUUGGUUCACGGUUAUCUGGUAGGAUGGAGCGUAAGGAACUAUUUCCAAGUUCCUCUCUGCUUGUCUAUGUAUUAUCAAUGACUGUAGUCAGCUCUUGAGCUCUCUCAUCAUUCUCCUUAUUAUACAGCGUAGUUAUAUUCGGAACGUGGAGUAUAGAGCUAUUUUUCUCAUCGUUUGCCUUGCCCGUGCCGUUUUGUUUUUGUUUGUGUUCAUCUUGGUCAUUCUAUAUUCCCGUACAUGGUAUGAACCAACGGGUGGUGCUUCCGCUUUUCUGAUGCUUCAUUGUCGAUAUGUUGAUUUUAAUCAAUGCUUGAUGUUCGUCCUUUAUCAAGUCCUGCGCGGGCUACUUUUUGAAACAGAGUUAAUAAGUGCGAUAUUUGGCGUUAACCUGUUUUGGUCAGUUCUGCUUGGUUAGUAUAACGAGAGGCCUCUGAAAUUUCUUAGUCCGUACUAUGCUUACUUGAUCCAUGCGCCGAAAGCCGUCUUGAGUUAGCUGUCAGUAUCGUAGUACAUUCUUUAGAUACUCAGGCUCUUCGGUUCACGGGGAGAGGUGAGGGACCAAUUAUUCCUCCCACAUCUGAGUAGGGCAACUUGAAAAGUUUGUCAUUUUCUGUUGCGAAUCUGCUCACAGCUUUCUCUUGCCAAGAUCGCCAUCUACAAAUGCCUUACGCUUUGCAGUUUUAGUGCUUUUUCAGAAAUCUCAUCACCUUCAAAACUAUCAGUCUGCAUUGGCACGCAAUUUGAUACAUUUUGAUACGUUGAUGAAGCGCUUCUUCCACCAUUAUUUGAUAUAUGAAAAAUAGACAUAGUAAUUUGCUUAACACUUUGCUCCAUUUAUUUUACGGUUUUCACUUGAGUGCGUUUAAAGAGUGUGUCUGUUUGUUAAAUAUCGUUCUUGAAAUUUUUUCUUGUAUAGAAAUGAUUUUCAAUUCAGAUUCACUUAAUUUGUUUUUGUUAGUAUCUGCUAGUCAGGGGUUGAGUUUUCUUUUGAGGCCCAUCUAUUGCAGUUGUUAUGCUGAAAGACUUGAGUAUGCUGUUUUGAAUUAUUUCUAUGAUGUGUUUGUACUAUUCAAUUAUACGGAAUCUCCAG
This is a messenger RNA of Cylicocyclus nassatus, 2888 nucleotides long. Lineage: Eukaryota; Metazoa; Nematoda; Chromadorea; Rhabditida; Strongylidae. The record is from the annotation of a GenBank genome assembly.